Molecule: messenger RNA, 817 nt
Organism: Paramuricea clavata
Lineage: Eukaryota; Metazoa; Cnidaria; Anthozoa; Malacalcyonacea; Plexauridae
Source: the annotation of a GenBank genome assembly
AUGGCCUCAUCAGGUUUUGAUAACUUUGACGUAGAAUUAACCGAAGAGGAUAUUCCCGGUGCUUCCUUAGCUGGAAGAAUACCUUCUAAGCUAAAGAUGGACGAGCUUCGUUUUUGGUUAAAAUGUCGUGGUGAUUCGUGCAAAGGCCUUAAAACGAAGGCACAAUUCGUAAAACGGUAAGCUUAAAAAAUUCUACAUGUGUCAAUAUGGACUCGAUUUUGCGCUGUGUUGAUAUUAUGUUUUGGUUUUUCAUUGAAGGGUUGACGAGUAUGUAAAAUCAGGCCGCGACAAGAGCAUCGUUGACCCCGACGAAAACAAGAUAUUUUCGAAAAGAAAAGCGAGAAAACAAACUUCCCAAGAAAUCGAACCGGAUACUAACGAAUUGGAAAACACAUUAAAUACAAGUCGAGUUAUCUACCCGACAAACAGUUGGUCGACUUCUCUGAGUCGUAUGCCUUUAUUUACUCGUGCAGAGAUGAACUUGCAUAUCUCAAAAUCUGGCAAGUCCUUCUAUCCACAUAGCAAAAAUCAUACAGUUCCAACAUGUAUGAGAAGAGCCAAAACAUUUCUAGAUGAUGAAUACCUAAAAGACGUGUUAGCCAACAGCGACGAGAAACACUUUUAUUGUAAAUGUCUGUGCUAUCACAGCUUCAAAAAGAAUGAACCACCGCACAAGUUGAAGGUUGCUUUGGACAUUGUAUCUGCAGAGGUCAAAAAUGCUCAAUGUUCCUGUGUUGCAGGAAAGAUUGGUUUCUGUAAUCAUGUGUUGGCUUUAAUGUUGAAAAUAUGCAAGUUUAGCCUUUAUGAUUGUAAAGAU